CUGGUUUGUUGGGGUUUCUAGGCCACAAAAUCUGAAAUUUCCAAAACCCUGUGAAAAUACGUUUCAAAAAUUUUAGAUCAAAUUCUGGAUGUUCGAAAAUUUUGAUUUUCUUGUUGUUUCAACAUUGAAUAAAUUUUUAAAAAAUUUAAGGCGGCGAAGAAAACUUUUAUUCAGAUUUUUUUCUGGAUUUCUAGGCCAUCCCUCUUUCGAAAUCUGAAAUUUUCAAAACCCUGUGAAAAAUACGUUUCAAAAAUUUUAGAUUUCCUUAUUCGAUCCUCUAUAAAAUAGUUGAAUCUUGAAGAUUUUAUUUCGAAUUCUAUUUGGAUUCCUAGGCCAUCUCAUUUCUGGAUUUCUAGGCCACACCUUUUUUCGAAAUCUGAAUUUUUUCUCAAAAAAAAUUCCCCUUUUCCCAAAAAAGUAUAAAAAAAUAAAUGCAUUUCAUUCUUGAUUGAUUUUUUAUGGCCAAAAAAAGCGAAAAAGAAGACACGGUUCAUUUCAAAUUCAAAUUUUUUAUGUUGAUAAUAAUUGUAUUUUUUUGUUGUUGUCAUCGUAUAUUUAUUUUUCCGGCCGCUCUCGCACAAAAAUUCUAUCUAUGAGAAAAAGUACUGUAUUUUUUGACGAUAAAAACUUUUCUAGGUUUGUGAAUUUUCGAAAAAAGGCCGAAAUUAUGUUUUCAAAAUUUGGAUUUCCAGAAUCCUGUUAUUUGACACUUUGAAAAUUGUGUUUGGAAAAAAUUGGGAACCAAGUUAUAAUCAAAAUUUUUGAACAUCCAGAAUUAAAUCUAAAAUUUUUGAAACCUAUUUUUCACAGGAUUCUCGAAUUAGAAAAAACCAGAAUUUCCACGGCCCAAAUUUUCUACCAGAAAAAUUGGGCCACUUUUUCAUGUUCCAAAUUAAUUGAUUUUUGUUUUGCAGUUACUAAUCGAAUCGAUAAACGCAGCCGAAGAAGAAGACGAAGAAGAAGAGGGGUCUCGAAAGGAAAUCUCGUUUUGUGGUGGGGUGGCCCCCCUCCACCAAACAACAACAACAAAUCCCAAAACCGUCGCACUUUUUUCAUUGAGUAGUAAGCGGAAAAAGAAAAGUAGGCGAAGAAGAAGGCGGGAGGAAACAGAGCAACAACAACAAGAAACCGCAGACACCGCAACAAAACGGUUUAAGAUAUCCGCGCGGAAUGCGACAGCAUUCCAUGGCUAAUUCAAAGAAAAUACAAGAGGUUGGUGGCGGGAAGCGGGAGGAUUUUGAAUUUUGAUUUUAAAAAUGUUUUGGAAUUUUUUGGACUUUUGAUUUUUGAGAAACUGCUCCGAAAAUCUUGACGAUCAAAACUUGGGCUCAUCAAAAAAUUAGGAUUUUUUAGGUUCAAUCUUUGAGUUUUUCAAAAUUCCGAAAAUCCUGUAGAUCAAAAUUUGGGCUUAUAAUUUUUGCACUAAAAAUCUUCUUGAAAAAUAAUUUGGUGGGAGUUUAAAAUUUUGAUUUAAAAAAAUGUUUAAAAAAUUUUUUAGACUCAUGUCGAAAUUGUGUUGAUCAAAAUUCGGGCUUCUUAAAAUCCACAUGGCAUGUUUCUGGAUUCUGAAUUUUUGAAAAAUUGAAUUUUGGAAGGUCGGGCUCAGGCUUAAGAUUUGGGUUUUUAUUAAUAUCAAGAUUUUUUUGAAACUCCAAAAAUCUUGUAGAUCAAUUUUUGGGCUCAACAGAAUCCACAUUGCCUGAUUCUGGAUUCUGAAUUUUGGAAAAUUGAAUUUUUUGUUGAGGCUUGGGAUCAGGCUUAGGCUCCAGCUUUGGGUUUUUUUUAAAUUCAGGAUUUUUUGAAACUCCAAAAAUCUUGUAGAUCAACUUUUGGGCUCAGCAGAAUCCACGUGGCAAUUUUGAGUAUGUUCCGGGAUUCUGAAAUUUAAAUUUUUGUGGCUCACAGGCUGAAGAUUUAGGUUUUUCAAAAUUCCAAAAAUCCUGUUGAUCAAUUUUUUUCGAAUUUAAAUUUUACAAACACGCCCAGGAAUCAAUUCAAGCUUCUCUGAAAAUUUUAAAAUUAAACAUUUCUCCAAAAUAUCUACAGUACCUGCCAACAAAAAAAAUGAAAAACCACGCAAUUUUCAUCCAAUUUCUCAAGAGAUUGUUCAAAUAUCCCCCCCCCCCCCAGAUUUUUAUUUUUAUAUUGCACUUUUUUUCUACAAAAAAGGUGUCAAAAGACGGGUUUUCAAGUGGCUCCCGCGCGGAGCAUUUUCUCCAUUUUCCAUCUACUUUUGCUCUGAUGCAAGCCACGAAAAUGGUAGGCUCUCGAUUUUUCUCCAUUCGUUCUUUUUUUGUGUGGGUCGCCCACGCAACAACACAAAAAACGAAGAAGAAGCUUCUGGUUGUCUCGCGCACCCCUCGACCAACCGCAUUUAUCGAUUUCGGCGAGCUCGGAGAGCUCUCUGAAAAUCGAGAGAAGCAGAGAAAGAAAAAUGUGUGUGUGUGUGCCGCGGCGGUAUAAUUAUGGAGAAAAAAAAGAGAGGGGGGUUCAACAUUGGCCUACUCUAACACAAACAAAAAAAUACGAGAGAGAGAGAGAGAGACUUUUUUGCUGAUAAAGGGAUUUGGAAAAAUUGGAGCCGGGAACUUUUUGGAAGAAAAAUUCAGAAUCCAAUUUUUUUUCGCAAAAAAAUUAGUCUUUACCUAAGUUUUUAGAAGAUUUACAAAAAAUUACUGGAAAAAUGUUAUGAAUUGGAAAAAAUGUGAAGUUUCAAACAGAAAUUUUGGAAUUUGGAAAAAAAAUCCUAGCCUAAAUUGCCACGUGGAUAUCGAGAAGCUCAAAUUUUGAUCUACGUGGCAAAUUGAAUCCUAAUUUUGUUCAAAAAUAUCAUUUUUUUUUGCAAAUUUUCAGCAGCUUGAAAAAAAUUUCAGUCAAAUUUGGGUAAAUACCAAAUUGAUCCCCAAAUUUUGGGGAAGGUUUUUAGAAAAUUACGGAAAGAAUUUGAAUUUUAACUUCCUUCAAGGCACCUAAAAUCCAGAAUACUUCAAAAUGAGCUACGUGGGUUUUGGUGAGCCCAAAGUUUUUUGAUCUACAAAAAUUUCAGGGGAUCAAACUUAAUCUGACAAAUUUUGAACAUACGGGAAAGAUUUUAUGACGUGGAAAAAUCACACGUCACAAAAUAAUUUUUCAAACCCCAUGUGUUUUUAGUUUGAAAAACAAUCCCGGGAAAAAUAGGUUUCAUGGUUUUUACAUUUAAAUGAUUCGAAUUCCAAAAAUUUUCUGAAUUCUUUGAGAAACCACGGCAUUUCAGAAUGUUACUAUACUAUAUCAGAUAUCUCAUAUCAGCCUUUUUUAAAAAUUCAAUAAUUGUUUGCAGCUAGUGCACGAGUGCAAUGUGCAACUGGCAUUAUUUCGUGGAGCAACACAAGGAAUCGGAACAGCACAAGAUGGAGCAUCAUUGAGAAGAGAAGUCGAGACGGCUGGAAGAGCUUGUCAAAAAGCCAUCGAGGCUGCACAUACCACAUUAUUACCAUCGAUUAGAGGAGGCGAUGGUUCGUUUUUCGAAUUUGAAUCUUAAAUUUUGAAAAAAAAUACUUCUCAAAGAGCUUGAUUUUUGACUCCCGUAACUUCGGUUUUCAAAAAUUUCUGGUUGAAAAAUCAUUCAAUUUUCACCACUUGCAGACGCCGAAAUGACUCGACACGGUCCAAUUUUCAUCGGUUGUGUCGGCGCGUGGCUCAACGAGAUGAAACGAUGUGUGAAGUUGGAGAAGACAUUUCCGGCGCCCAUCGAACCAUCGAUCACUGUGGGACAAGUGGAACGCGUCGAAUCGGUUCUUGACACUCUCGAAAAUCUCAUUACGGUUCAUUAUUCGACGAAUGAGCAACCCGCGUUGGAUAAGGUCGGUAUUUUUGGGCUCGAAAAUUUUUUUUGAUUUUGCUAAAUUAAAUUUUUAUCGCGAUUUUUAGUCAAAAAUUGUAGAAAAUUUCACCCGGAAAAUAUAGGUUUCAAAAUUUUCAUAUAUUUUUUCGCGGUUUCAUGAUUUUCGAUACUAAUUCGCUCUAAUUUUCAUAAUAAAUUCAUAAAUUAAUGGCUUGGUUUCGUGAAAUCGGCAAAAGUUUUGCGUUAGAGCGCAUUUUCUUGUUUUGUUUUGUAGUGGCUUUGUUUUUGAGGACUUAAAAAAAUUAAUUUUUUCAGAAAUUAAAAAAUUUUGAAUUCUAGGAUUUGAGGGAAACUUCUAUAGACAAAAUUCUGUUUUUCGGCCCAAAAUUUUUUUACAUUAAAAAAUGAAAUGUGAAUUUUGAGUCUGAAAUUCGAAUCCCAAUUAUUUUCUUUACAGCUGCAAGUGACUCCACGACGGAGGCGUGCAACUUCAUGUCGACCUCAAUGUGUAUGCUCGAAACUGAAAACGAGUUAUGCGUGA
Messenger RNA from Caenorhabditis angaria, 4364 nucleotides. The record is from the annotation of a GenBank genome assembly. Lineage: Eukaryota; Metazoa; Nematoda; Chromadorea; Rhabditida; Rhabditidae.